UCAUGGGAUCGAUAGAAGUGAACCGAGUGUUUGUACAGGUAAACACGAUAUAAACCAAACAAUUCCGAGUGUACCUCUUCAGCACGUGCUGUAUACUGUAGUAUUUCAAUCAAUGGAAUUUUACAUUUUUUACAAGAAUUAUGUGAUUGAUGUGUAUUGCUUCAUGUAGGUCCGGAGUAAAAACAAAUGUGUAAAUACAGGAAUGAGAUACGUGAAAUUACUUUCAAAAACAUUUCUUGCGUUUGUUGUGAAUUAAAUAGAAACCAGAAUCAUUUUACAUCAUACCAGCUCAAUACAAAAAAUAAGAAAUCGUCAUGGAGUACAGUUUCUAUGUACUGUAAUUAAGCUUGGCAGAUGUGAAGUGCCCAUAAUGGUUCAGCAUUGUGCUAUACAUCAAUUGUGAAGUGUACAUCAAGUGUGAAGUGUACAUCAAGUGUAGUGUACAUCAAGUGUAGUGUACAUCAAGUGUGAAGUAACUUUGAUCGCUAUCAUCAGACAGACACAUUUUACAUCAAUAUAUCACGAUACAUGCUAUAGCUAAUUGUUACAUCUUUAACAUCAUUAUAUCACGAUACAUGCUAAACGUUACAUCUUUUACAUCAUUAUAUCACGAUAAAAACUAAUCGUGACAUCUUCACAUUAUUAUAUCACGAUAUCGGCUGAACGUAACAUUUUUACAUGAUUAUAUCACGAUACAUGCUAAACGUGACACCUUUUACAUCAAUAUAUCACGAUAAAAACAAAUCGUGACAUCUUCACAUUAUUAUAUCACGAUAUAGGCUGAAAGUGAUAUCUUUUACAUCAAUACAGCGCGAUACAAGCUAAACUUGACACCGUUUACAUCAAUAUAUCACGAUACAUGCCAAAAGUUACAACUUCACAUCAUUAUAUUAUUCAUGAUACUGGCUGAACGUGACAUAUCACUAAGAUCAUUUUGAAUGAGUUCACUCUAACAGAAUGUGUUCACAAUAGUUUGAUAAGCUAUAUAUGUAAAACAUGAUGAUUCUAUAACACCUAUAAUCCUGUGUAGGCAGUUCACUUAAAGGCACAUCUAUAUAGCACCGACUCAUAUUUUAUCAAUUACACAUAAUUAUAUGUAUCAUCUUUUUUUUUUCUUGAUUAUCAUUUGAAUCAAACCAUUUAAUUUGAUAUUAUUUAACAUUUAUAAUAUUGUAUAUUAGUACAAGGAACGUGAGUUCUAAAUAAACUUAUAAAGGUGAAGCACUAGAAAACAUUUUAUAGAUCAGAUUGUUGGUUCAUCUAGAAAAUCUAGGAUAAUAUUUAUAUCGUUAUGUUAGACGUGUAGACAAUAACAUAAAAAUCGCUCGAGCAGGUGAGAAAUAUUUACAAAUAUAUACGAACUUUCAGUAAUACAACUACUAUGUUUUUGAUCAAUUUUCUACAGAAGAAUUCACGUUCAUCUACAGAGAGUAAAACAAUUCUUCAUGUUUGUGUUCAAUGGAAAUAAUAUACAGCUAUUAAUCAUCAGAUCAGAGUGUCUGCCUACAUUGUUUAUACAAUUAAAUUCUGCUAUUUUUUUUGUGUGUGUUACUAUAAGAAGUGAUAUACUGAUAGUAUAUUUAUAAAGUUAUAUAAAUGUAUUAUGAACAAAACAGUGAUUUUCUGAUAUAAAACAUGCGCAAUGCGAGCUUCGUACAUGGUUCGCAGUUUCUGGAUUAUAACGAAUAAAAUGACAACGGCCAUUGCGUACAGUUUUAUGGCCAUGGACAAACGUCAACGUAAUGAAGUAUCGGAAGUGAACAGGCGCUCGAGCAAUAACUCAGAGAAAUAUUUAAACCCAGGGUAUGACAAUACCAGUGAAAGCGGAAUGUCAAGGUCAUUGAAAAGACGUCCAAGAAAGAGGUCAUCCUCAAGCACUCGAUCAAAAAAAGAUUCGAGGGUCAAGGUAGAAAUUGUUGUUCAGUUUUUCAAAGUUGGAGAGAUAGAUACACUCAAGGAACAAUUUAAUGCUGACGUCAUAGUGAAAGCAAAAUGGCGGGAACCGACAUUAGAUGGCCAGCAAACAGCAGCAGACGCCAUAGACUUUGCACGACUAUGGAGUCCAAAAUUAUACAUCGAGAAUUCACUCGGCGAUCCAAAGGAACAGAUUAGACAUAGAAUAAUAUACAAUGAGAAGGGGGAAGCUUUUAUAUACGAAAAGAGAGUAGCAAAGGGUACUUUCAUGGAAAAUUUAGAACUCGACGAUUUUCCUUUUGAUGUACAGGAUUUAACUAUAACAGUUGCAUCAGAAUUACCAAUCAGUGAAUGUGAACUUGUAGAAGAUAGAGAUGAACAUCAUGUCGUUAACAGACAAUCAUUUGUUGAUGAACAAGAGUGGCAUUUAUAUGUACAUACAGAGUGUAAUAAAAAAGAACUUGUGAUAGACCAGGUCGAUAAUUCCGUCAAACGUUCGGCUCUUUCCGUAAAAUGCCGAGCAGCUCGUCGUCCAGGUUAUUUUGUUUGGAAUAUAUUCAUGAUAACUUUCCUCAUCUGUAGUUUAGCAUUUGCAACAUUCUCAGUAGAGAAAACUCUUCCACAAAACAGACUCCAAUUGUCUUUCACACUUGUAUUAACAGCAGUUGCUUUCAAAUCUGUUGUAAAUUCAAGUCUUCCACGGAUAUCUUACCUCACGUAUAUGGAUAAAUAUUUAUUAGUUUCUAUGGUGAUGUUAUCUGCAGUGUGCACGUGGCACGCGAUAGUUACAAGAUUGAACCAUAAUCGACCAUAUGCUGAUAGAGUGGAAAACAUCGUGCUAACAAUUCUUAGUGUACUUUAUAUUGUAUAUAACAUUGGUUUUAUUGUCAUCAUUUAUCUAUUUCCUUGUAAAAAACGGAGAGUGAUGUCACAAAAAGAUAAGGAAUACAAGCGAAAUCGACGGUCGUUUCGACAACGCUCUGUUUAUGUGGACUCGUUGAGCAGAACACAGGUAGCAAAAUACAAACGAAAACCUCGAAGACAGGCGUUAGAACAGAACGAGAAUAUAAAUGUGACAGCCAAGUACUGAACUCUGAGAGAUACGCCGGAACAGAAAUAAGUAAUAUGUCCAACAUGACGUCAUUGAGUAAUAUGUCCAACAUGACGUCAUUGAGUGAACAGAGGUUUGAUGAAGAAACAACGUCAAAUGGUUAUGCUACAAAACGUAGAAGCCUAUCAAGAUUGGACACAUAUCAAGCUAAAAGAAGAUGGUCACGUGAUGGUCUUCCUUCUUUACCCGAUGAUAACGGAAUACACGAGUUACCCGAGAGGAGAAGGCGAAGUCUCCCGCCGAUAAGUUUCCUGUCCGACUUGAAGCGUUUAAAGAAAUCGCACGUGUUGCCUAUUUUAGGGACACAUACUGAAAUAAACAAUGAUUGAUUAAGGAAUGGUUAUAAACUAAUGUUAAACUGUGAUUACUUUAUAGCUCUCCAAUAACGAUUCCUGUGUUUAUUAACGAGAGAUAAAGAUGGACAAUGUUUGGAUUGGAUACACGUGACGUAUGUGAUGCACGUGGAUGCACGUGACAUGUAUCAAACCCUGGAUUACAAUAAACUCGUGAAAACCAUUCUCCAAUGGUAACCGUUCAAUAUCCAGAAAAUAACGUUGUUGAAAUAAAUGGCUAUAGAUAUGUACAUUGUAUAAUGGUGAUAAAUGAAGUAUGAAGGUUUUAGGGUAUGUGAACUUACGAUAGGUCUAUUUAAAGACGUUUUACGGCAUAUAACCUGCUGUUUUACAGAUACCAUGUACGUAUAUAAGUAAGAUAAAAGAACAAUUUAAUUAACUAAUUAAUCAUCAUAAGAAAUGACGUGAUUUUAUAUGGUCAACAUUGUGCUAACAAUAUAUAUAUAUUAUGUUGAAGAAAGACACUGUAUAUGUUCUAACAAUAUAUAUUGUCGAUUGAAGAAACGCAUUAAGUAUGUACUUAAAGCACGGAAUGACAAGAGUAAUUUACAGUGCAUUAAUACUGAUGUAUAUUUGUAACUCUGUGAUUUAACAUCUUUUUAUAUUAUAUAUCAUUUAUAUUUCAUUAUUCCAUGCAUAUAACAUGUGAUAUCAUUUCAUGGAAAAGUCUACAUGUUUCUUGCUGAUUUGCUAUUUGCCUAAACAACUUAAUAUGAGCCGCGUCACGACAAAACCAACAUAGUGCGUUUGCGACCAGCAUGGAACCAGACCAGCCUGCGCAUCCGUGACGCGGCUCAUAUAAGUACAUUAAACAGAGGGUUUAUAGCAUCAUGUUUUACCAACAAUUUAAUAUAAUAAACACCUAACACUAUUACCGUUUAAAGUCUCCGGCCACCUGUUUAUUUUGUUAAAAUAUUUUUGCAAACAAAUGUUUAUUAAUUUCUUGUGAAAUGAUAAUUCAUCUCUGAAUGUUGUCUUGACUAAUUUGUUCAUUUUCAAUAAUACUCAACUUUAUGAUAUGAAUAACGAUAAUAACAACACUCAUUAUGACGAUGAUGAUAAUUAUGAUGUGAUGAUGAUAAUGAUAAUGAUGAUGAUGAUGGCAGUGGUGUGGAUGAUUAUAAUGUAUAUGAUAAUUUAGAAAAGAACCUGUUUUAUGGGACAUGACAUCGUUAAAAAAUAACAUGCUAUAAAGCUGUUUAGAAAAUAUUUAAUGAAAUAUGAGGUAUAGUCAGAACGUUCCCACACUUGGUCGAUAUCUCAAAAACGUUGAUGUUUAUAAUUCUUCACACAGUCGCAAUUUCCGUCAGUUUUUAUUGAAGCGUUAUUAUUCUGUUUUUAAGCGUUACUAGUGACGUCACAGCGUCUCGUACACCCUACUAUGCAUGUAUACCAAAAAACAUUGUGAAUUCAUAUUAAUUUCAGUACUUGAAAUGUUUAUAACUUUUAAAAGAAUCACAUUCUGUAUUUCCUAUCGUGUAUUUAAUCAAACUUCGUGAUAUUACGUUAGUCCGGGAACUUUUUCACUAAACUUCGUAGUUUCAGUCUUGAUCAGAUGGUUCAAAAGUUUGAAAGUUUUAACUAAAUUAUCAUUGAUCAUACAAGAUUCUAUAAACACUGUAAUUUUUAUGACGACUGGUAUUUUUUUCCUUAAAGAUUUUUUUUUGAAUUUUUGCUCACAAUAAAUUUGUGUCUUAUUUAAAUACUUUGAUAUGCUACAAAAUGUUUCAUUACACAUGAUUUAUACAUGUUAUAAUACAAAAUGUUAUAACACAUAAUAUAUUCAUGAUAUAGAAUAUACUUAAAGUUUAACUCGGUACAUAAAAAUAUUGCUAUUCAGCAAAUGUUGUAAUUUAUCAAAUGUUGUUCUAGUCUAUACGUUCCAUUUUCCAGAUAAUAAAUAACAUGAUCAGUCAACGUU
Messenger RNA from Ruditapes philippinarum (Manila clam), 5299 nucleotides. Its product is annotated as cys-loop ligand-gated ion channel-like. NCBI's taxonomy places the organism in Eukaryota, Metazoa, Mollusca, Bivalvia, Venerida, Veneridae. The record is from RefSeq and is a predicted model, not a curated record. Bases 1643 to 3004 code for a protein of 453 amino acids. Gene Ontology annotation, biological process: monoatomic ion transmembrane transport; nervous system process; signal transduction. Gene Ontology annotation, molecular function: transmembrane signaling receptor activity; neurotransmitter receptor activity; extracellular ligand-gated monoatomic ion channel activity. The transcript has 12 exons. Gene Ontology annotation, cellular component: neuron projection; membrane; synapse.